GCUGGCGGCUGGAGCGCUGUCCCACCCUGCCUUGUGCCGCUUGUUUCAGAGGCCGAGGGGACUGGCAGUGGAGCACCAGGACCAGACACCCCAGCGAUGACCAGCUCCCCCGUCUCCAGAGUGGUCUACAACGGCAAAAGGAACAGCAGCCCCCGCUCGCCCACCAACAGCAGCGAGAUCUUCACCCCUGCCCACGAGGAGAAUGUGCGCUUCAUUUACGAAGCCUGGCAGGGCGUGGAGCGAGACCUGCGCAGCCAGCCGCCCGGCGGGGAGCGAGGCCUGGUGGAGGAAUAUGUGGAGAAGGUCCCCAACCCAAGCCUAAAGACCUUCAAGCCCGUCGACCUGAGUGAACUGAAGCGCCGAAACCCUCAGGAUGCCAAGAAGUCCUAGAGCCCUCGGCACCCCUUCCCUGGCUUCCGGAAGAUCAGGGUGCACGUGACGUUGGUUCCCUCCUGUCUGUGAGCCCCACUUCGGGAGGGGGAGAGGCGGCCGCAAACCCCGGGCCAGCUCCUCCUCCCUGAGCCCUCUCCUAGCUGUCCUCUGGGCAUCUCAAGUUACCAUUGCCACUGGGGAAGCAGGGGUGCGGCUCUGCCAGUCCCUCUGUGCUGUCACCUGUCCCUGCGCUCAACCUCCCGUCCUGGCCGCUUCAGGUUGAGGAGGGGAGGAGGGGCCGUGUUCCCUGGGCUGCAGGGACUGGCUGGUUUUGUCCUUGAGAUGACCAAGAAGUAGGACUAUCCCAUCCAGCUGGCCCCUCCCCCAGCCCCACGCCUGCUGCUCCCCUGGCCCGGAAGCUUGGGAGCGCCACUCCCCUGCCCCGUUGUCCCGCCUGCCCCUCCCUGCCUCAGCUUCAGAAUGGCACCCCCUCCGUGCCUGGGUCAGCGCUGGCCUCGCUGAGGUCCCCGCCACCAGGCCUGGCUUCCCGGUGCUCUUGGGCAGGGCACCAAGGCCGUCCUGAAGGCAUGGUGCUGCCCAGCCCGGCCUGGCUCUCCGGGGUGUGCCGUGUGCCGGGAGGGUACGAAGGGCCCCUUCCUCUUCCUGUGCUCUCUGGAAGCUCUGGAGCCCGAGGGUCUGUGAAUAAAGGUGGGAGGCACUGG
This is a messenger RNA of Dipodomys ordii (Ord's kangaroo rat), 1094 nucleotides long. RefSeq names its product family with sequence similarity 195, member B (gene Mcrip1). The record is from RefSeq and is a predicted model, not a curated record. The transcript is spliced from 4 exons. NCBI's taxonomy places the organism in Eukaryota, Metazoa, Chordata, Mammalia, Rodentia, Heteromyidae. The coding region runs from base 97 to 390 and encodes 97 amino acids.